Messenger RNA from Drosophila sechellia, 867 nucleotides. It is a transcript of the gene Enoph, whose product is annotated as enolase-phosphatase E1. The record is from RefSeq and is a predicted model, not a curated record. Gene Ontology annotation, molecular function: magnesium ion binding; acireductone synthase activity. The coding region runs from base 78 to 848 and encodes 256 amino acids. Lineage: Eukaryota; Metazoa; Arthropoda; Insecta; Diptera; Drosophilidae. The transcript is spliced from 3 exons.
AUUAUCAAAACCAAACAGAUGCUGGCCGGAAAAUCAACUGGGUUACUCGUGAUAACUUAAUCCCAGUGAUAAGCGCAAUGUCGUCCGGUGAACGAGUGGCCAAAGUGGUGCUGGUGGACAUCGAGGGCACCACCACUUCGAUUAGCUUUGUGCACGAUGUCCUGUUUCCCUACGCCAAGCAGAAUGUGGAGAAGUUUCUGAGGGAUUUCUGGAAAGAAGAUGAUAUAAAGCACAUUGUCCAGGAUCUGCAGCAAGUGCCCAAGUUUGCGGACUACAAGGCCCUGCUAAGUGCUCCUCCCACAGAAGUAGAUAUAGAACUGAUUGCAGGCUUUGUGCGCUAUCUAAUUGAUCAGGAUCUGAAGGUCACGCCAAUGAAAACGCUGCAGGGCUUGAUUUGGGCGCAGGGCUACGCUAAUGGAGAGCUGAAGGGCCAUGUAUACGAAGACGUCCCUGCAGCUUUUGAGGCUUGGCGUGCUGCUGGCCUCCGUAUUGCAGUCUACUCCAGCGGCAGUGUGGCUGCCCAAAAGCUAAUAUUCGGGCAUAGUUUGGCCGGGAACCUGCAGCCGCACUUGAGUGCUUAUUUCGACACCCAUGUGGGACACAAACAGGAACAGCAAUCCUAUGAAAACAUUGCCAAGCAAUUGAAGGAGGACCCGAAGCAGAUACUCUUUCUCACGGAUAUUCCAGGAGAAGCGGCCGCCGCUUGCUCUGCUGGUUUGCAAGCCAUAAUUCUGCAGCGUCCUGGAAACGCCGCCUUAGCAGACGAUCAAAAAGCUAGCUUCGAGUUGAUUCCGGACUUUAAACCACUUCACAACCUGAAACUGCCGAUUAAUAAAUCCCAGGCUUAGGUCAUUCCAAAAAAGUAUA